AUGACGGGCAACAAGGUGUCCGAGGCGACUCGUGAGCGAGAGACAUUCAAAUAUGACUCGGUCCUUGUUGCUAACUCAGUGCGCAAUGAUGUCACGAAUCUCAUCCCUCCCUCAUCAUUGCGACCAUGCUCGGAUCCUGCCAUGACAGCUUUGGCCCAGGUCGCCCUCUUGAGGCUUGGCGCCUCCCGUGCGAUGAUCUCCUUGUUUGACUGCCAGAACCAGCAUGUUAUUGCAGAGGCUACCCCAGAAAUGCCGAUAUCAGCUCAAGCUAACCCUCCAGUGUCUGGACCUGACAGCCUUUGGCUUUGCGGAACCUCAAUACCUCGGGGCUUUGGUGUUUGUGAUGCUGUACUGGCUCCUCCCGAGCCUGACGAUAUUUCACAAGUCACAUCGUCUUCAAAAUUUCCCGUCAAAGUUAUUAAUGACCUUGCUACAAGUGAGGAGUUCCGAGAUACAUGGUACUAUCAGUCACGACCAGAGCACCGUUUCUAUGCAGGCGUUCCCAUUCAGACCCCACGAGGGAUCAACAUUGGUGUAUUUUGCAUUCUGGACCGCAAGCCACGAGAUUCAUUCGAUGACGCAUCUAUCCGGAUUAUGCGAGACAUCUCAGCAUCCAUCCUGGGACAAAUGGAGCUGACGCGAUCUGGAGACGGGCGACGGCCUGGGGAGCGUAUGGUACGAGGAUUGGGAAGUUAUGUCGAGGGAAAGGCUACGAUGUCUGGCUGGAGGUCCAGUUUCACGCACGCAUUUGACACCGAUGCUGGCACAGAAGAAGGGGCUCUUAAUCAAACGCAACAAAGUUUGCAGAAUCGACAUGAACAUGCUUCAUCUAUUGGGAGUUCCGAACAAAUGGCAACACCAGACACUUUCGUUCUCGAAAGUCCGAUGGAAAACCGGGCCUCAAGCCCUUUUCAUCACAUGGAAGAUUCUCCUCAUCCGAUUGCCGCAGGAGAAGAAUCGCGGCAAAGCCAACUAAAACAUAUUUUCUCCAAAGCUGCCAAUGUUCUCAGAGAGUCGAUAGAGGUUGAAGGGGUUGUCUUCUUGGAUGCAAGCAUAGGUACCUUCGCUGGCAGGGUUCGAUCUGGCUCCGUUCGACGCGAAAAUGGGACUCACGAACGCUCGUCAUCUUCCUCGUCUUCUUCAUCCACAAGCCGAGGCCAUGUUUCUGUGUCUUCGCCCAGAGGUUCUGGCGACUCAAAAGGCAACAUGUGCUCUGUCUUUGGCUUUUCGACUUCUAUGUCAUCGAGCAUCAAUGGCGAAGCACCUACAGGGCGCAGUCAAGCCGUCCCCGAACGGCAGCUCCAAAGGCUCCUCCGACGGUAUCCGAAGGGCAAGAUCUUUAAUUUUGACAGCCAAGGAGUGAUGGCCUCGAGCGACCCGACCAGCGAAGAUUCAGUAAUGGCUGCGUUUCAGGUUAACAAAGCUCGAGAUCUACAAGCAGACCGACCUGGAGAGAACAACAAGAAUCGAAGCGCAAGGGAUCCCUUUUCACGACGAAACGAGGGUAUGGCUAUUCGUGACCUCUUUCCAGGGGCACGAAGCGUCGCUUUUGUACCUUUGUGGGAUUCGCACCGCCAACGUUGGUUUUCAGGGUGCUUUGUCUACACCAUGACACCGACUCGUAUUUUCACAGUUCAGGGGGAGUUGAGUUAUCUCACAGCGUUUAAUACGGUCAUCAUGGCCGAUGUUAUAAUGAUGGAGAGUGCGUUUGUGUCAAUGGCUACCACGUCUUUGCUUAGCUCACUAUCUCACGAACUGCGUUCUCCACUGCAUGGAAUUGUGCUAUGUGCAGAGCUUUUGCGUGAUACCUCGCUUGAUGUUUUUCAAGGUGAUGUGCUACGCUCCCUCGAGGUCUGUGGGCGGACUUUGUUAGACACGAUCAACCAUUUGCUCGACUGGACGAGGAUCAACAACUUCGCAAAAGCACCCAACGUGCAGCCACUCAGCCUAGGCAUGUCACCAAGGAGGGGAACACAAUCGAAUAAGAAAAGCUCGCCGACAGAUGGCAUGAUGCGUAUCAACUCGAAUCUCGACGUGGAUAUGCUGGUGGAAGAAGUUGUGGAAUGUAUACACGCUGGCCAUACUUAUCAGCAACAAUCUGUCUCGUUGCUAGACGAUCGCAACUCGGGAGAAGAGCUUAGUGGUGACCCCUAUGCCCGCCUAGAUGGUAUGGACUUGGCGGAUAGCAUCAAGACACGAAACCAGAAGCCAAGCACCAUGGCUGGUCCCGAUAAGGUGCUUGUGAUCUUGGAUAUUGACCCGGCCGUAGACUGGGCAUUCCAUGUUGAAUCUGGAGCUUUUCGACGAAUAAUACUAAACCUUUGCGGCAACGCUCUCAAGUACACCACCAGUGGUUUCGUCAAAGUUGCUGCCUAUCAAGACCCCCCAAGCCAAGGACGACCACGAGAUAGAGUUGUUCAUAUUGACAUCAUGGAUACGGGAAGUGGCAUUGGGCAGGACUACCUUAACCAUCGCAUAUUCUCCCCGUUCUCUCAAGAAAACGUUCAUUCUUCGGGCGCCGGACUCGGGCUCAGUCUUGUGCGGAAGUUUGUGAGAGCUCUUGGUGGUUCCAUACACGUCCAAAGCAAAGUGGGAACUGGAACCCGUGUCGCUGUGAAGCUUCCUCUGCAAACUGCCAGCCCUGAAUCAACCGAAACGGCGUCUGAUCGCGAUGAAUUCAAAUCCCAGGUCAUUGAACUGUCUCGCCUGCGCGUCUCCAUUGAUGGAUUCUCGCCUCCACGGAGGAGCAUGCAAGGUCCACGCUGGGGUUCUGGAGAGUUCGACGAGUACAACUCACUAGAGAAAGUUUGCCGCAAUUGGUUGCAAAUGGAAGUUGUCGGCAACACAAGUAACGAGACCUUUCUUCCAGACCUGGUUCUUUGCGACGAGUCUCAGUUCGAGUCAAUGGCAAAUCAGCCCCGAGCUGAGCUGUCAUCGCCAGUGGUGGUGGUGUGCCGCACUGCGGCAGUUGCUCGACAGCUUGACCAAUACCACAGGUCGCAUCCCGCCGACCGCGCAAGUGUUUCGACAGCACUCGAUGAGCCACCUACUGUGCCAGCAGUCGAGCCAAGUUCAUCUGAAGAUGGACAUGGUAAUAGAACCGCCGGUUACUUUGAUAUUGCUCCGAAACUAUCCCCUCAAAAGAAGAGGGCAAGGCCGGAUGACGAUGAAUCACAGACUCCAUUGCCAUCGGCGCCAGCUAUACGACCGGCUCCUCCAUCACCAGAAGCCCGAUUCCUUCUUGUGGAGGAUAACGCCAUUAAUAUGAAGAUUCUUCAAACAUAUAUGAAGAAGUUAGGGUUAGUGUAUGACACGGCAUCGAACGGGCAGAAAGCUGUGGAGUCAUACAAAGCCAAGAGAGGGAUUUAUAAAUGCAUUCUGAUGGAUAUAUCUAUGCCGGUGAUGGAUGGAUUUGAGGCAACACGACUAAUUCGAUUAUUUGAGAAAGAGUCAGGUCUGCCACGAAGGCAAGUAGUGGCUAUCUCUGGUCUCGCCUCAAAGGAUGCACAGGAAGACGCAUUUUCCAACGGACUGGACCUGUUUCUCUCUAAGCCAGUUCAGUUGAAGGAACUCAGUCGGAUUCUUAAGAGCCGGGAGCUUAUUUGA
This is a messenger RNA of Fusarium coffeatum, 3606 nucleotides long. RefSeq lists its product as uncharacterized. Gene Ontology annotation, molecular function: phosphorelay sensor kinase activity; protein binding. Bases 1 to 3606 code for a protein of 1201 amino acids. Gene Ontology annotation, biological process: phosphorylation; phosphorelay signal transduction system. The record is from RefSeq and is a predicted model, not a curated record. The transcript is spliced from 3 exons. Lineage: Eukaryota; Fungi; Ascomycota; Sordariomycetes; Hypocreales; Nectriaceae.